This is a messenger RNA of Anopheles aquasalis, 2367 nucleotides long. Its product is annotated as UDP-glycosyltransferase UGT5-like. The record is from RefSeq and is a predicted model, not a curated record. NCBI's taxonomy places the organism in Eukaryota, Metazoa, Arthropoda, Insecta, Diptera, Culicidae. Gene Ontology annotation, molecular function: UDP-glycosyltransferase activity.
AAAAAAAAAAAACGACAGCGAACGGGUUUGAAUGGGGAAGAACGAACCGCUAAUAAUAACAAUUCACAAAAACAUGCUGUCGAUCGUGGUUGCCAUGUGCUCGCUCGUAUAGCGAAUGUUUGAUGGAGACGCAGGAAGUUAAUCAUACAGAGGGAGCGGAGUGCAGCGAUGUUCGCGAUCACGCUCGAUUAAGCACCUUCGAUUAGGUGGGCCCCCGUAUCGACCAUGGAGGAGCAUUACGAACGCCCCAUUCAUACAAUGUACGCAGCCGUACCGGUCUACGGUCGUCUGGUUCCGAAUGGUUGGAGGUAUUGUUGUUGUGUUGCGAUGUGCUCCGGGGGCUGGUGGCUACAGUGCCACAUAGCGCCUCUCCGAGACCGGAUAGUAAUGAGCGACAUAGGCGAACACGAUUUAGUGUGUCGUUUAGAUUGGUGCGAGCAUACGAACGUUCGAGCACGUGAGAGCUAGGGUGCGAGAUUUGGAACUUCACCAAGGCAGCCUUACGCCCGGGCGGGUGAUAAUUGCUGGUGCCGCUGAUAAGAUACAGGUUCGUUCGACGUUCGACGAGUUUUGUACCCCGGGCGGGUGGUGGAUUUGUUCAGAGUCCGUUCUGAUUGCGUGAAAGCGCAAUACCUGCUGCUACGAAAACAGAAACGACGAACCGAAUGAAGCUACGGUUGGCACCACUGGUGGCCUGGGCCAUCGUGGCCCUGGUGGCGAUUGGGUCCAGCAGCGUCCAGGGUGAAAACAUUCUCUUCCUGCAGACGAUCUGCUCCAAAAGCCACCACAUCUGGAACCGGCAGAUCUUCGAUCGGUUGUACGAGAACGGCCACAACCUGACGAUACUGUCGUUCGAGCAGGAAGCGUCCGUACCGGGCAAAACGUUCCUGGUGAUGGACGAGUUCCAGCAGAAGCUGAUGGCCAAGUUUGCUGACGCCGCGACGACCGAUUUCUCCUCGUACGAGGGUGCCUUCGGGAACAUCAUGAACGUGUACCAGUACUACGAGGUGUCGAGUGCGCUCCUGGUGGAGGAACCGGCCAUCCAACGGCUGCUGGACUAUCCGCGAUCGUUCCGCUUCGAUCUGAUCGUGCACGACUUUACGAUGGGCCAGUUUCUGCUCGGAUUCGUGCAGCGAUUCGGCAAUCCCCCGCUGGUGUCCGUUUCGGCGUACAACAUUCCCUCGUACACGCAGUACCUCGCGGACAUUCCCCUCUACACCACCUACCUGCCACACCCGGCCUCCAGCUUUGGCUCACGGAUGAGCUUCACCGAGCGGGCCCGAAACACCGCGUACUGGUGGUUCGACAUGCUGUACCGCCAGCAGAUCUUUAUGCCACGGGAAAACCAACGGAUGCAGCGUCUGUUCGAGGGCGGCGACGGCGGUGGCUCGUUGACGCACGUGAAGCUACUCGAGCGGCGCACCGAGCUGGUGCUGGUGAAUAGUGAUCCGGCGCUCGAUUUCUACCAGCUGCUGCCGCCGAAUGUGGUGCAGGUUGGUGGUUUGCACAUCAAGCGGCCGGAGGAGAUGUCACCGAUGAUGAAACAGUUUAUGGCGCGCGCCAACCGGGGAGUGAUACUGUUCAGCUUCGGUACGAACGUGCAGAGUGAAAUGUUGGGACCCGAGGUGAACCGACAACUGUUGGAGCUGUUCCGCAGCAUGCCGGAGUACGGGUUCAUCUGGAAGCAUGGGAAUGCGGAUGGGUUGAUAAUGCCACCGAAUGUGUUGAUGACGCCGUGGGUUCCACAGUCGGCGGUGCUGGCCAGUAGCCGGACCAAGCUGUUGGUCAGCCACGGUGGACUGCUCAGUCUGCAGGAGGCGGCCUGGAAUGGUGUGCCCGUCAUCGGUGUACCGUUCUUUGCGGAUCAGUUCUCGAACGUGCGCCGGCUCGAGCUGUCCGGUACCGGUGUUGGCAUUCCGUCUACCAAGCUAAACGGAGAAACGUUGCGCGAAGCGUUGGAAAAGCUGCUAAACGAUCCGAGCUACCGGAAGCGUGCCAAGGAGCUGUCGGCUCUGUUCCGUGCGCAACCGGAACCACCGCUUGAUCGGGCCAUCUUCUGGAUCGAAAAGGUGAUCGCCAACAAGGGACUGCGGUAUUUGCGUUCGCCGGCGCGCUCGAUGGCGCCGUAUCAGGUGUACGGGCUAGACAUGCUCGCCGUACUGCUGCUGAUCGCACUCGGCUACUAUCUUAUCUUUAAGCGUCACUCGAAACCAGCCACCAGCAGCACCAGCACCCCCGGUAGCCAACAGGGGCCCACAAUGAAACGCAAGGAGGAAUAAACCUGACCAUCUCUCCCCUUCCACCUCCGGCCGGUCACUUGCGACCAUUCCGGAGGGAGAAUGGUGGGAAAAGGCUCAGCAACAGAGA